CUUCAACAACUUCAGUGUUCUUCACCAACAUUCGGAUUAAGAUCUCUCUAUCUUCCUUUCCUUCUGCGCCAUUCGUCGCAAAUUCGCUGAAUCCGUAGCUGAUUGCUGUUAUUAGGGGCGGCGGAAGAGGAACAGCAAGAGUUGGAUUUUUGUAAUCAGCGCUUGGAAUUUGGUGCAACUUUCUGUGAAGAUUUGUCAGCGGUUGCUUGUGGGGGAAUUUGGGGGAAGAGGUUCCCUGAGCUCGUUAAGUGCGUGCUUUAAUGUAAUGAGAUGAACAAAAAACUUUAGGUUAAAUUUCUUCGAAAAGUGAAGCAAUUCACGUUCAUCCUGUCAGCUUUAUUAAUUAAGUAUGGGGAGAAAAGGAGGCUUUAUUACUGCAGUAAAAAGAGUAGUCAGCUGCGGAUCAAAACAGAAAAGAGUAAAGAGAGAUCGAAGCUCGGACAAAUGGUUGGAGCAACUGAGGAGCACAGAUUUUGGUGUUGCAGAGAGUUCAAUAUCAGCUCCAGCAGCAGUUCAUUCUCCUGUGGAGGAGACAAAGCUGAAUGAAGCUGAGGAUGAGCAUAACAGGCAUGCUUAUUCCGUUGCUUUGGCGACUGCCGCAGCAGCUGAGGCGGUGGUUGCCGCCGCUCAAGCCGCUGCCGAGGUGGUCCGGCUCACAUCAACCGCUCGGUACAUGGGUCGAACAAAGGAAGAGUUAGCUGCAAUCAAGAUUCAGACAGCUUUCAGGGGACACUUGGCAAGGCGAGCGUUGAGGGCGUUGAAAGGACUCGUGAGACUAAAAUCUUUGAUAGGAUCACAAUCAGCAAAACGGCAAUCGACUAACACUUUAAAGUGUAUGCAAACAAUGGCGCGCGUGCAAUUCGAGGUUCGAACGAGGAGAAUUAAAAUGUCUGAAGAGAACCUGUCUCUUCAGCGACAGAUCCAGCUGAAACGUGACAAGGAGGUCGAGAAGCUGCAGGGAGUAUCUAUUGGAGAGAAUUGGGAUGAUAGCAUUCGAUCUAAGGAGCAGAUCGAAGCAAGUCGUCGGGGCAGAGAAGAAGCUGCUGUCCGUAGGGAACGGGCGUUGGCCUAUGCUUAUUCACAUCAGCAAACAUGGAGGAACCCGACAAACGGUAGUACCACAUCCAAUAAGCUGCAGACAUUCAUGGAUCCCAACAAUCCCCGCUGGGGCUGGAGCUGGUUAGAGCGCUGGAUGUCCGCCGCCGCCGCCGACCAGAAGCCGCAGUCUCCCCGCCGCCGCGGCCAGUCCCCAUCAACGCCCACCUCCACAAAAUCCAUCUCCAUCAGAGGCUCCUCCGCAGCCACCACAAACAUAAUCAACAGUGCCAAAGACAAAGACGACUCCUCCUCAAUAAAGAGCCUCCGGUCCUACCAUCGCCGCCGCACAGGCUCCGACGACGACGUCAGCCUCUCCAGCUGCCCCACCGGCAGCGGCAGCCGCCGCUACAUGGCGUCGACGGAGUCGACCCGGGCUAAGGCCCGCCCGCCCAGCCCGCUUGGAAGAUCGGGAGGAGACAGCAGCAGGAGCAGGAGCAGGGUGGGUAAUUCUUCGCCGGCCUCUGUCAAAAAGCGCCUGUCUUUCUCGGCGUCUCCCGACGGCCGCCCCAGGCGGCACUCUGGGCCUCCCAAGGUCGACGCCAUGGAAACAAUUAACAGGUAAUAUAUAUAUAUAUAUAUAUAUAUUUGGAAUUUCUGAGUUUUGCAAGUAUUAUGCUAUGGUUAUUGUUAUGGUGGUGGUGAGAUUAUACAUAUAUAUAUAUAUAUAUAUAUGGAUUGAUUGUGGUGUGUUUUUUUGUGUCUAAUUAAUUGGGAUUGGAUUGUGAAUAGUGGAAUUAAUUAAGGGGUAAUUGGUGUUUUGGUGCAGUUUUUGGUUGUGGAUUGUGGUUUUGACUGUGAGGUUGCAUGUAAUAAACGUUGUGCUGUCUAAUUACAUUACAAUAUAUAUCAAUUACGCAAGGCAUUGCCAACUAUUAAAGUGC
Messenger RNA from Andrographis paniculata, 1979 nucleotides. RefSeq names its product protein IQ-DOMAIN 3-like. The record is from RefSeq and is a predicted model, not a curated record. Gene Ontology annotation, molecular function: protein binding. Lineage: Eukaryota; Viridiplantae; Streptophyta; Magnoliopsida; Lamiales; Acanthaceae. The transcript is spliced from 7 exons. Bases 350 to 1660 code for a protein of 436 amino acids.